CUUUCCAGGAAGUGGUGUGCAAUGUGUAUCUUUGGUGUUUUAAGCUUAAAUUCAUAUUUAUACAUCCAUGUUCAUACAAGGAGCAAUGGCAAUUGAAAACGACCAAACGUUUUCUUAAAAAUGUUCGACUGUUACAGGAAAUUAUAGCAACUGUGUUAAGGGUUCAGACGAAGUUAAAUAACAGUAACGUUACCCGGUCCGCCGCUGUUAAGCUACCAUGCCAGACUGGGUCAGUCUAUGUGCGGUCAUUAGCCUGUUGAUAAGUCUUCUAACAGUAGCUGGUUACAUUUUGUACUCGGGACUCCUCACAGACAUUAUCGUAUCAACCGGCUCUCCUCCCGUAAAGAAGAUUACAUUCGCCUACAAAUUCAAAGAAGGUCCGUACAAAAACUGCGGACAACUUUUUAAGGAGUCUCACAGUAUUGGACCAAAGCUUUCAUGUAUCGGAGUAUUUUAUGAUGACCCUAAAAAGGUCCCGGGACCACAAUGCCGCUAUGCUGUCGGCAGUAUUCUGAGCGAGGGGAAAAACCAGGCAGACGAGGAACUUUUGAAGAACUUUGAGACAUCAGGCUUUAAUGUCUUUUCCUUUCCAGAAGUCACACACGUGGUUGCUACGUCGUUCCCCCACAGGACACAUUUGUCUGUCCUCCUGGGAGUAAGAAGAGUUUACCCACGGCUAGAGCACUACAUCAAGGAAAGGAGGCUCUGUGCACACCCGUUCCUUCAGAUCUACAGAGAGGGUCAGAUCCAGUUCAUGGCCCCCUUGGCCCGUCAGGGAGAUUUCUACGUGCCUGAAGUCCGACAGGUAGAGAGGAGGCUGUCAGAACAAGAGGAGUUGCACAGUGACUCAGAAGUCUCAGACUCAAACAGUGAAUACAGCUCAGGGAGUGGGGUUCUCCUGUCGGAAAGCAGAGGGACGUCCCUAGCAGCGUCCUCGGUCCACUCUGUGCCUAUCCAGGAUCAAGGAGAUAGAAACAACAGAGGGAGAAGCUCCAGGGGAACCUUGGACUGGGAGCAGAGCUGUGGACAGCAGGCAGAAGGAGAAAAGCCACUUCAUGGAGACUCCAACCAGAAGAGCCUGGAGGAUCCCACUCAGGAGUGGUGGGGUGCUGUUGGAGGAGAGGAGUAAAAGUUCAGGGAGACACAUUAGUUGAGGAUGAAAGAGUAAAAGAUUGAAACUCAAGAGUGUCUCACUAUGGGUCCAUGUCCAAAUGUGUAACUAUUAAAGGACAAGGCAGGUGAUAUUCAAUACUUUUGUUAUUGUUAACAAAUCCCAUGAAAAGACCAAAACAAGAAAUUUGUUUCUUAAUACUUAAAACACAUUCCCCUACCCUGAAAGCCAAGUCUUUCCUAUAGAAACAUUUUGAGAAACAGGUCAUGAAAUAUAUUGUCAUUUUUAUAACAGCUGAGCACUGUCGUUUUAGCAAAUGUUAACCAAGCAGGAGGAAAUAGGACAUUUGUUGGAGACUACUUUUAAUUGUGGAAUAAUCCACAUUUGGUGCUCUAGUGAGUAUUUAUGGCAGCAGAAAAGCGUAUGCAUGAACAACUCUGAAUAAACUACAGUGUCCAUGUUCAUUGUAAUGAAGGAACGUGUCACCCAGUGCAACACUGUGUCUCACGGAUGUGGUUUAAAAGUUAUGGGAAAACAAAGGAGGUCUAUGGUGCAAAAGAUUAUUCAUCAGUCUUUGGCUAAACAGACAAUAGUUGGGAGUGGGGUCAAUUCAUUGCUAAUUUUGGCUAUUUUAUUGGAUUUUUUGACAAUAGCAGAAUUAUAGAAUAUAACCAGACAUAUUCUUCAUUCUUUUAAUUACAGUUUUUAAGUGAAUGCAUUCAAACCUGCUAGUUUUUGCUGACGGAAAAACACUUGAAAUCUGCUGAACUUAUUCAGGUAGCCUGAGUUUCUUGAAACAGAAGUGAUGUUUGCCAAAAUGAUACAAGAUGACUGAAUUGAGUAUUUGUUUGAAAAAUCAUUUUACUUGAAAGGUAUUUCAUUUGCUGUACUGAAGCUAUAACUAUUAUUUGCAUUUCUAAAAAGUUUUUGUUUGUUGGAGGAUUGUUUCACAAACAUACAGGGAAUUCUGUUCAUUUUAAAGCCACUUUUUGACAUGUUUACAAAGGGCCAAAGUUUCAUUCCUUAAUAAAGGACAUACAGGAUUGAAAUUAUAUGAGCACAUAGACCACACAAAGUGAGUGACUUUUUUAAAGAUGUUAUCUAUGUGUUUGAGAUUGAAUAUUUGUGCAUCUUGUUAGAAGUGUUUUGGGUACUUUUACAAGGCUGUGUGUUGGCAUAGUACUGUUGGUGAUGUGAGUUUUGAUAUAAAAUGUACUUCAUUUCCAAAGAUGAAGGUGUGAAUGAAUGCAUAAUUACCUUCUUUGUGUUGUCCUCCUGAGCACCUCUGAGAUUGUGGACAUGAUUAUGGGGAGUGUGCAGCCUGCUGCCAUGAUCAGUCAAGGAGAAAGAUGACAAGCAGUGGGCUGACCAUUAAUAUUCAUUUCACUAUACUGACGGCAAAGCUCUGUGACUCUAUAUUGUAUUUGCAUCUGGCCUCUAGCAUCAGCAUUAUUUUCUAUUCAGCCGUUAUAUUGUGUUAUUUUACCUUCUCAACCUUCUCCCAUAUGCUAUCUCUUUGCUCAGGCUAAUUCCUGUUUUUUUUUCACCUUUUGGUCUCUUCUAUCCUUCCCUCUGAAAUACAUAUAAUAGCUGCAGUCUGAAAGACCACCUGAUGACCCAAACAGCCUAUAAUGUGUGUCAAGUCAUACCCAUCUCCUUUAUCUUCCAGUAAACAAGAGAUCACCCCAAGCUCGUCGCAGCGAGCCUUGCUCACUUGGAGGGUGUGAGCAGUUUAAAGGGAUGUCCAUGUGAGAGAAGAGCAUGUAUGCCUUUUUAAGUAAAUAGCCAUUGCAUAUUCUGAUUUUCAGACAGAAAUGAGUAGACGAAGGCUUCUGUCAGUCCUUCACUUUAAUAUUGUGUGUUUGAUAAGACUAAACACCGUCCGAAUAUGGCUUUUCUUAAUUAUAACUGUGGCAUUACAUUGAUCAGACAGUCACGGUUUUAGCCCAGAGAAAAACCUGCUGAAGAGAGGGUGUUUUAAACUAACGCUAUUGAAAAGUUGUGCUAUUCAGUCUUAAAUAAAAAUUAACAACACAUACUCCUAGGUUGAAAACUGUGUGCCUUACCUUUACAACAAAUAUAAAUACAUAAUCCUUUUUCUUCAAUAGAUGAUACAAAAGAUCUUCAACACAGAACAUUCAUUCAGCUUCUUUCCCUGACUGCGGUGCUUAUCUAAUCAGAGACCUGUUUGCUGAGGUAUAAAGAUAACAGAGUGAAACCUAGAACAAAUCUUUGUCAACGUUAUCCAGAUAACCCAGUAAACUUACAAAUUGGGCCUCAGUAGCAUAGUGUUUUUAGUCUGAAUUGCAUUUUUGGACAGUGUGGUCUUUGAGUGAAAUUAUAUUGCAUUUAUGACAAUAUUUUAUGAAAAGAUUUUCUUGACAAUUUCCUGUUAUGUUCAAACUCCACUUUAAAACAACAGCAAACCUGUUACAGCAUCGCUCAUUCAUUAGUUUACUCUUAGUUGGAGUUGCCUCAGAGGUUUAAUUGGCAGAACGCUGAGCUUGUACCUGACAAAUGUUCAACAAAAAAGAUCUAUAGUGAGUGUUUACAUUUUUAAUCUAAAUGCUGAUUGCUUUAGCAAUGGGGUUAAAUUCCCAGAGAAUAAAAUUAAAUGAGAUGAAUGAGAUUUAGGAGUAAAAGUGAUGCCCUGAGAUGCUUUCUGUGUGUAUAAUUAUAAAAGCUCUCUGGGACCUAAGGGUGUACUGCUUCUUCAAACAUAUACACCUGGGGUAGUAACUUGCUGUUUUGUGAAGUAUGUGUUGGCUAUAGGGAAUCUAACUAACUAUAGAAUUAAAUAUGGUAUCGCUAGUCUGACACAAAUAUGAUCUCAGUGGGUAAAUACCCAGGGCUCAUCGGUAUUUAAAGGGUAAUUCUGGUUUAUAACUUGUAUAGGAUCACUGCUCCUGUCAACAAUAAUAACUCUGUACGGUAAUAGCUGAGAUCUGGUAAUGCGGUGACAUUACUGAAAAAGGUUUAACUUUGACCUACUGUACAUAUUUUGUCCAGUGCAAUGAGGUAUUUUUGCCACUAUUAGAAGUGCAACCACUUUUAGUUUUACCUCCAAAUAAAGUAGUUUGAGUGAUCUGACUAAA
Molecule: messenger RNA, 4206 nt
Organism: Etheostoma spectabile (orangethroat darter)
Lineage: Eukaryota; Metazoa; Chordata; Actinopteri; Perciformes; Percidae
Gene: tex264b
Product: testis expressed 264, ER-phagy receptor b
Exons: 4
Coding region: 218-1129 (303 amino acids)
Biological process (GO): reticulophagy; protein-DNA covalent cross-linking repair
Cellular component (GO): replication fork; autophagosome membrane; nucleus
Source: RefSeq, a predicted model, not a curated record